Messenger RNA from Oncorhynchus masou masou (cherry salmon), 632 nucleotides. RefSeq names its product E3 ubiquitin-protein ligase RNF114-like. Gene Ontology annotation, biological process: protein polyubiquitination; ubiquitin-dependent protein catabolic process. Bases 51 to 617 code for a protein of 188 amino acids. Lineage: Eukaryota; Metazoa; Chordata; Actinopteri; Salmoniformes; Salmonidae. The transcript has 4 exons. Gene Ontology annotation, molecular function: ubiquitin protein ligase activity. The record is from RefSeq and is a predicted model, not a curated record.
CAGCUCAAGAUGACCAAAUCUGUCUAACUUCAACAGCAAAAAAGCUAGGGAUGCUCCUCCUUUUCACCACCCGACAGAGAAGAGAAGAAAUGGCGAUGCUAGGGUCUUUUAGCUCCGCACAGCAGAAUAAAAAUGUUUCUGGGGGCGACAGGGACGGGACAGAGUUCGUAUGUCCGGUUUGUCUCGAGAUUUUCGAUAGCCCUGUUACAACACAAUGUGGACAUACGUUUUGUCAAAGUUGUCUGCAGGAGUGCCUGCGGCCCCAGAAGCCAGUGUGUGCCGUGUGUAGGGCACCAUUGGGCCACUGGGCCAAAGCCACUGACCUAGAGGCCCUCAUACACACCUCAAUGGCGGCCUGCAAGGGCUGUGGAGCACAGGUGGGUCUAUCCCAGAUGAGAGGCCACACGGCAGCAUGCUCCAAGUACCAGGAGUAUAUUGAGGAGGGGGUCAGGACCACUGCCCAGACCCAGCCUAACAUUAUUGGCCCUAUGCCGAACCGCUUCACUUUCUCAUGCCCCUACUGUAACUACCAGAACCUGGACCAGGACGGCCUGGUGGAGCACUGCACUUCCCAGCAUGCCCGGGACACGCGCCACGUGGUAAGGGGUCUUCAGUGAAACAUGACUCACCUG